CAGUACUCCAGUCACAUUUUUUUCUUUCUGCCUUGUAAUGAAAAAUCCUGCGGCGGCUCUGAAUUUGCGUCUCCGCAGCUGUUCAUCAACGGAGCUACUUCCACUGCUUCUUUUCUGCCUCGUACUCUCCUUAUCAUUUUCAACUCACUCGGUUCGUUCGAAAUCCGACACCAGCAACAGAGAGGAACCAGUUCAAUGGCAAAUUCUUACGAAACACAACUUCUCAUCUCAAAUCCGUCUAAAUCCUCAUAUCCUCCUCAUCGUCACUGUGCCAUGGUCUGGCGAGUCUCGAUCUCUUAUGAAGGAAUUAGCCCACAUUGUCAGUAAAAAGAAAGAAGAAUUUACAACUCUGAAGUUAAUGCUCGUUCAUAGAAAUCAUGAUAAGAUGCUAGCAGAUGCUCUCGGUGCUACAAUGGAAAUAAAUAUCAUAUUUUAUCGCCAUUCUUUGCCAUACAAAUAUCGAGGAACACAUCGGGUUCAGAGCAUAUUAUCAUCUGCUCAUUAUCUUAUGUCACUUUUGCCUGAAGAAAUCCCCCUCAAGUCUUUAUCAACCACAGAGGACCUAACAAGUUUUCUUAAGUCAACAGACAAGGCUUUACUUGUUUUGGAGUUCUGUGGAUGGACACCCAAACUGAUGGCCAAGGUCAUGAAUAACAGAUCUGAAAAUGCUUUUGGUGUUCCUCUUAGGGCAGGUUUAUAUGGAGAAAACAGUGCACCAAGUUCAGCUGAUGGGAUCAAGAAUCAGGGGGAGGGAAAUGAAAAGAUCCCAUGUGAUGAGUUUAGUGGACUUCCUGGGCUUGAUGAAUUUGCUCCUCUGAAUGAGAGUGAUUUCUUGGAGGCUGAGAAAAUGAGAUCCAGUGAUGAAGCUUCCUGUGGCUUUGAGGAGUUCCAGCUGUUUGAGUCUUCCCUAUACAAUUUCACUACUUCUGUUAGAGACUUCUUUCUGCCACCUGAAAGACUAAAGUUUGGUCUAGUCUCUGAGAGAUCACUAAUUUCAUCUUUAGGUGUUGUUGGAGAUACCAGUUCAUGGUUGAUGAUGCUUUACUCUGCUGGAUGUCCUAACUGUGCAAAGGUUUUCAAAGAAGGGAGUGAUUUUAAAAGAAUUAUACAGAAUAAUGAAUCACCUGUUAUGGAGCUCAAAGGUGAUGAGUAUGAUUUUGAUCCUGGUUUACCUUCAGAUAGGCCAUCAGUACUCCUUUUCAUUGACAGAUCAUCUCAUUCCUUGAAGAUCAGAAGUAAAAGCACGGAAUCUCUUACUAUUUUUAGAGAACUCGCUUUGGACAAUCAUACUCCAUCUAAAAUGAAUGCUCAAAACAUUGUCAAUCCUUAUAAACCUUUAUUUGUUUCCCAGCAUCCUAAGCUAAAGAUGUCAACAUCAUCUAAGGUAACUGCACUAAAAGACAAAAUCUAUAUCAUGGCCAUGAAGGAAGGUAAACAUAUUACUUUUGACGAUGUUGCUUCAAAUUUGCAAGGUAGUUCCUUGCAAGAAGUCUUGGCACAAGUUCUUCAGAAGAAAAAAGAAACAAAAUUAAGUUCACUUGCUAAAGAUGUAGGCUUCCAGCUACUCUCUGAUGAUAUUGAUAUCACAAUGUCAGAAACAGAUGUUCAAUCUGAUGAUGAUAAGCUGGAAGAACUGUCUAUUAAAGAUGUGGACUUACCAGGUUUUAACUCUUCUUUUUUCUUUGUCGAUGGACAAUUUCGGUUACUUGAAGGGUUAUCAGGCAUUUUGAAGAUUCCAUCAUUGGUGAUUAUUGAUCCUCUUUCACAUCAACAUUAUGUCUACCCUGAAGAGGCUGAUUUUAGCUAUUCUUCUCUAUCUGCCUUUCUCCACAAGUUUCUGAAUGGAAGUCUUGUACCAUAUCAACGGUCUAAGUCUGUUGUUUCUGACUCUAAGGAGGCCCCACGUCCUCCAUUUGUUAAUCAAGAUUUUCAUGAGGUGGAUUCUAUACCACGUGUCAGUGCUCUUACAUUUAUGGAGUUGGUUGUUGGCAAUGGCAACCACUCUGGUUCUCAUGACAAUGCUUGGAAGAAGGAUGUAUUGGUGCUUUUUACUAGUAGUUGGUGUGGGUUUUGUCUAAGGGCAGAACUUGUGGUUCGUGAGGUAUAUCAGGCAUUCAAGGGUUAUGGCAAUAUUGUAAAAAGUCAAUUCAAGAAUGAGCAAUCCUCAUCAAGAAAUGAUGACAUAAAUAAUACUGUAUUGAAGCUUCCAGUGAUCUAUAUGAUGGAUUGCACAGAAAAUGACUGUAGUUCACUACUCCAGUCAUCAACUAAGAGGGAUCUUUACCCAUCUCUGCUGUUAUAUCCAGCAGAAAGGAAGGAAGCAAUCUCUUAUGAUGGGGAAACCUCAGUAUUUAAUGUCAUCAAGUUUAUUGCUGAUCAAGGUGGUGAUUCUCAUUGGAUUUACAAGGAGCGAGGUAUAUUAUGGACUGAAGCUGAACAGGGAGCAUGGAAUGAGAAACCAUUUAAGGAUCCAUCAGAACCUGUAACAACAUAUGAGGACAUUUCACUCUCAAAGGAAAGCAAUGAGAUUCUACUAAAAGACAGGUCCUAUUCCUAUACACACAAGUCAGACACCAAAAACAACAUCGUACCUCACACACCAUACGACCCCGCUAAAUCUGUACAAGAAAUACUACCUGGUUCCAUACUUGUUGCAACCCAAAAGCUUCAGAGUAUAUAUCCAUUUGCCAAAUCCAAAAUCCUCAUUGUGAAAGUCAACACAACUACCGGAUUUCAAGGUCUGAUCAUCAACAAACAUAUCAGUUGGGACACCAUCACACAACUCGAGGAAGGGUUGGAUUCCCUGAAAGAGGCACCACUAUCUUACGGUGGUCCUGUCAUAGCACGUGAACUCCCACUUGUUUCCUUAACUCGAGAAUCUUCCGGAAAUGAUGAACACCCUGAAGUUCUACCAGACAUCUACUUCCUUGACCAAUGGGCCACAAUCAAUUUAAUACAAAAUCUCAAGUUACACAAUCGCUCCAUGACCGACUACUGGUUUUUUGUGGGGUAUUCAUCAUGGGGGUGGACCCAACUUUUUGAUGAGAUUGCUGAUGGAUCAUGGAAUAUAGUUAGUGGUACAGACCAUAAGUUUGUUUGGCCAAUGACAUGAUAUCCUUUUCAUGGUUAACAUUAGAUGAGCUGUACAUAGGAUUAAGUUAUCCCCAUUAAUCUUUUUUUGCUUCUAAGAUGGUCAACAC
Messenger RNA from Lactuca virosa, 3200 nucleotides. The record is from the annotation of a GenBank genome assembly. Lineage: Eukaryota; Viridiplantae; Streptophyta; Magnoliopsida; Asterales; Asteraceae.